UUUUAUUUUUAUCAUUAUUUAUAUUAUUUUUAGCAAUUUUUUAUCAUUCUUAUUAUUUAUCCUGAAAUCAACACUUGCAGGUUUCUGCAUAUUGAAACUCUUAAAAACCUUAUUGUUCUCCUACUCAAACGCAUCAUCAGUGCACACAUAAAUACUCGUUUGAUGUUGCCAACAUGACAGGACAUGCCCCAAUAAUCCAGGCCUAAAAAAAUAGUCAUUAGUAUGGUCAGGUUUUGAUCAAAUGUCACAUUAGCACUGAUGUAAACAGCCUACAGACCUUUUGUGUGCCGGGAUUGGAACAUACGGAAUACUGCAUCACGCGGCAGGCAUCUGUGGCGCGUUUCAGGCGGGAAUAAAAUGCGCAUGACAGCUAGUGAAUGUGCAAUGCAGGAUUAAUGAGUGGCUGGACUGACAAAACAUUUAAGUGAAACAAUCAAACAAUUAUAUAUAAAAAAGCCCCUUAAAUUGUCCUGAAAGCAGUUUCAAGAUUGCUGGCCAGCAUAAGAAUAUUAAGAUUCUCUAGAGCUCUAUUUUGUCAUGCACAUAUCCUGUGUUCGCCCUCUCGUGAGAAUUUUACGUUACGCUUCACGCUGGCAAAAUAACACGAAUAGCAUUGUCCACUGCGUUUAGUUUACACUGGAUGGCUAUUUUUCAUUGUUAAUUUGUGCUGACGUUAACUAUAUUUCACCACACAUUUUAUUGGUAAAGGGUGUAAUGACACCUCCUCACCUGAGGGACGCAGUAAUCCACUGUAAUGUACUAGCCGUGUAAUACCGGAAGUAGGAAACAUGGUAAAUAAACGUCAUCAGGUACCUUCUCGGGGUAGCUUAGCUUGCUAGCCGCUAAGAAAGACGCGGAAUUGAUCCACACAUCGCUAAGCACAGGUCAAGUGUGAGCGUAAAGUGUUGUGAUUGUGUGAAAAUGUGUAAAGUACAAAUGCUGAGAGCGUUGGUGAAUCAGCGACUAACUGCGGCUGUUGAAGAAAUAUUUGUAGUGUUGGAAAGAACGAUAGCAGAGUACGAGGACGAACUUUCUCGAACAAAAGAGGAGAACGAGCAACAACGUCGACUACUGGACGCUGUUUUCAAGAAGCAUCAAGUUGUGUUACACAGAGCAGACGCCAAUGAAGAAGACCUUCCCCCUGAGCAGCAGGUGUGGUACUCCAGGAUGGAGCUGGAGGAGCCACGGCCCCCCCACAUUAAAGAGGAAAAGGAGGAUCACCGCAUCAGUCAGGAAGGAGAGCAUCUUGAAGGGCUGGAGGAGUUCCCCGUGCUUUGUGUCCCUGUGAAGAGUGAAUCUGAUGAAGGCGAAAGUGAGGAGAAGAGAGAGGCGGAGCCUCCAAGCAGCAGCUCAACUCAACACAUAACAGAAGCUGAUGGAGACCACUGUGGAGGAUCACAAGCAGACAACCUCUUAGCUCCACUAUCAGAUAAUGACAACGCAACAUCACGCUCUCUUGACACUGAUGAUGAAUACUCUAAAGCUGAUAUGACAUGUCACACUGACAACAAACGCUUUAAAUGCUCUCACUGUGAUAAAACUUUUAAUGAUCGCAGUAACAUGAAAAGACACAUGAAGCUACACUCAGGAGAGAAACCAUUUGUGUGCUCAGUUUGUGAUAAAAGAUUCUCCUUAAAGGCAAAUUUGAAAGUGCACACAAUAAUACACACUGGAGAGAAGCGUUUUACAUGUUCGGUUUGUGGUAAAGGUUUUUUACGAAAACAAGAGAUGAAAAUACACACAAGAAUACACACUGAUGAGAAACCCUUUACCUGUUCAGUGUGUGGUGUAGGCUUUUUACUAAAUCGACAUUUGAAAGAACACAUAAGGAAACACACAGGAGAGAAACCAUUUACCUGUUCAGUCUGCGGUAUAGGUUUUGUACAAACUUCAGAUUUGAAAAAACACAUGAGAAGACACACUGGAGAGAGACCAUAUACCUGUUCGGUGUGUGGUAAAAGUUUUAUCCGAAAUAAUUGUUUGAAAAUGCACAUGAGAACACACACUGGAGAAAAACCAUAUUCUUGUUCAAUUUGCAAUAGAAGCUUUUGUGACCGCACAAACCUUGCAAGACACACGAGACUACACACCGGUGAGAAAGUGUUUAGAUGCGGUGUGUGUGGUGAAAGAUUCUCUUAUAAGUACCAGCUUAACAAUCACAAGUGUGCUGGUGAGAACAACAGCAGUAAAUGAAGCUGCACGACUUGAAAUAAAAAUAAACUGUCAAGACUUUUAACAAUAUCACAACAUAUAACAUAUGAUAUCGUUGUAUGUGUAACACAAUCUUGUUAAUUUACUUCUACCUUUAAAUGUA
Dunckerocampus dactyliophorus (ringed pipefish) is the source of this 2314-nucleotide messenger RNA. RefSeq names its product zinc finger protein 569-like. The coding region runs from base 922 to 2193 and encodes 423 amino acids. Gene Ontology annotation, biological process: regulation of transcription by RNA polymerase II. The record is from RefSeq and is a predicted model, not a curated record. NCBI's taxonomy places the organism in Eukaryota, Metazoa, Chordata, Actinopteri, Syngnathiformes, Syngnathidae. Gene Ontology annotation, cellular component: PcG protein complex; transcription regulator complex. Gene Ontology annotation, molecular function: RNA polymerase II cis-regulatory region sequence-specific DNA binding; DNA-binding transcription factor activity, RNA polymerase II-specific. The transcript is spliced from 2 exons.